Acanthochromis polyacanthus (spiny chromis) is the source of this 2060-nucleotide messenger RNA. RefSeq names its product C-C chemokine receptor type 3-like. Bases 127 to 1209 code for a protein of 360 amino acids. Gene Ontology annotation, cellular component: membrane. The transcript has 2 exons. Gene Ontology annotation, biological process: chemotaxis; G protein-coupled receptor signaling pathway; immune response. NCBI's taxonomy places the organism in Eukaryota, Metazoa, Chordata, Actinopteri, Pomacentridae. The record is from RefSeq and is a predicted model, not a curated record. Gene Ontology annotation, molecular function: chemokine receptor activity.
GACGCUGGCCUUAUUGUCAUCAACGCAGUCAGCCAAAGCACACACUCUCACUCAUUGCUUUCCUGUAUCCUUACUUGUGCUUCUUCCAUUGCAUACUUCAAGAUCUGCACUGGACAAAUCUCAGCCAUGAGUGAUGAUGAAGACAAAUAUCGAUUCAUCUCGGAUUUUUUUAAUGAGACCUAUGACGCAACUGACUACGUGGUCAAUACAACUGUCCAGCUAUGUGAAAAGACAUCUGUUAACCAGUUUGGUGCAAAAUUCAUCCCAUUUUUCUACUAUGUCAACUUCCUCCUGAGUUACAUUGGUAACGGGCUUGUCCUUUUCAUCAUCUACAAGUAUGAGAAGCUGAAUACAGUGACAAACAUCUUCCUCCUGAAUUUGGUUCUCUCCAACAUUCUGUUUGCCUCCAGUCUCCCUUUCUGGGCCACAUAUCAUCUGUCUGAGUGGAUUUUUGGCAUGGUUCUAUGUAAGAUGGUCAGUAGCGCAUACUUCAUUGGUUUCUACAGCUCCAUCCUUUUCCUCACACUCAUGACAUUUGACCGAUACCUCGCAGUGGUACAUGCAGUGGCAGCUGCCAAAAGCAGGAAAAAGGCUUAUGCCUUCAUUGCCUCAGUGACAGUUUGGUGUGUGAGUGUUGCAGCAAGUGUAAAAGAUCUAGUUCUUAGAAAUGUGUGGAAGGAUCCAUUAAAUGGACUAAUGUGUGAAGAGUCUGGAUAUCCUGAGAGCACCAUGGACCGCUGGCACCUUGUCAGUUACUACCAACAAUUUCUUCUCUUCUUCCUCCUCCCACUAAUUCUGGUGAUGUACUGCUACAUCAGCAUCACAGUGCGCGUCCUGUCCACCCGCAUGAAGGAAAAGUGCCGCACCAUUAAGCUAAUAUUUGUCAUCAUCUUCACCUUCUUCACCUGUUGGACACCCUACAAUGUUGUCAUCCUCCUCCGAGCUAUUCAGAUUUCCAGCACCAGUGAGGAAGUAUCGUGUUCUGAGUCAGAGAACUUGGACUAUGCCUUGUAUGUGACCCGAAACAUAGCCUAUUUGUAUUGUUGUGUCAGUCCUGUGUUUUACACAUUUGUAGGGAAGAAGUUCCAGAGUCAUUUUAAAAGGCUAUUGACAAAGAAGAUUCCCUGUCUGAAAAGACACUUUAACCUCAGCAGCCAGAGCACCAAAACCACAUCACAGAGAUCACCACACUCUGCUUAUGAAUACUAAACACACACUUACAUGUUGGUCAUACUCGUGUUAUGGAGGCACUCAUUGAUGUAAGGCCUUCUCUAACCCUUACCCUAACCCUGACUACAGGACUUAAAGUGAGAAAAAAUCCUCAGCCUGAACUUCUAAGAUCCAAUUUAUAAUGUCAAUAAACGUAUUUAAAUGUGUUUUAAAACUCACUAAAACACAAUAUAUAUGAGAUUCUAUUAAUUCAGAGCAAAUAUGAGGUCAUCUGGUGGAAAUAAUGCCCAUUAUGAUCCCACUAUUUUAUUGUUGCUCAAAUGUAAAACCUUACUUGGCCAAAACUUAACGCAUUUUAGAAAGUGCCCCAAGUCUGAUUUUUUUUGUGUUGAUGUUUCAAUACCACAUCACUAUAAUUGCAAAGAUUUAUUUUAGUGUAAAGGGGAAAAAAUCAUGAAAAUCAAGUACAUGUAUUAUUAAUAACUUUUAAUAAUUUUUAUCUCUUCAGUAGAUUUGACAAGAACUCAAAACAACACCAACCACAACAGAACUGCUACUUUACUAUGCUGCUUUCCUUCAUAAGGCACAAUUUUUACUUACAACAUUAUCUCAAGUGUCAGUCUCAAGAGAAUAUUAAGUGCUUGGAGAAUACUGUUGGAAAAAUUCAUUUCUUUUUGCUUUUUUGCUUUGUUUGUGAAUUUUCUGAACAUUUUCUUUUUAACAUGUUGUUCAAAAUGUUGUUUGUUGAAAUAAACUGCAAAACACAGACAACAGAAUUAACUUGUUUAAUAUUCUCUGGAACACUACAAGAGAAUAAACUGUCAUAUGUCACUUGCUAUACCAACUUUGUAUUUAAGCAGGUAAUAAAAGUACUAGUAUUAACUCUUAAA